UUUGCAGGCUCCGAAGACCCCGCAUUGGGGGGUCUGGUAAGUGGCGUGGAAAGCUGGUAGGACCCGCAGUCGCAGGUGGCCUCCGGAGUGCGGCAGGAAGCGAGCAACGGCCUCCCCAGCCUGGUUUUGUUGGGAGUUUUCCUUUGGAGUUUAUCUCCCAUUUUUUCCUCUUUGCGCGCAUGGGAGGACGGAGAGCUUUGGGAAUACUUAGAGCGAGGAAGUAUCGUUUGGGUAGCAACAGUUUUUUUUAUUUAUUUUACUCAAUCCCGGGCCGGCUAUGCUUUCCGACAAAAAAAGGAGCGUCUGUUGACAAUCCAUAGUAUAUCGCAAAGAUAAAGCGGCUGUGACCCCCGUGGGCAAGUUGCGAGUGAUUUUGCAUUGGAUAUAAUCGGUUUGAUUUUAAAGUUUGGAUGGUGCUCCUCGCUACAGCUUGUAGCCUGUGUGCGUAACUAUUGGGAACAAAUAGUUUCUCCGCCUGGCUGCCUUUCUUAACACUUCGGGGAGUAUCUCACUGCAUGCAGUGGAAUGCUGUUGAGUAAACAUGCAGAGGCUUGUGCUUUUUUGUGGUAGUAACUGGUUUUUAGCCCAACUCCCUGGUUGAAGAGAGUAAAUCCAGUAUUCUUUUGUCUGGCCUAAAUAGAGAAGGAAGCUGCUGCUUACAGUUGUAAAGUAUGAUUUUCCUUUCUGUUUAAUGUUUACAAGAUUCCUGAUUUGAGUUAAAAGUUAAAAGUGGUUAUCAAUUAACUUCUUUUGGUUGCUUUGCAGUUUGCAGUCCGCGGGAAAAUGUUAUCUUUAAAAGCACAGCGGAUGCAAAUAUGAAGAGAAACAACAAAUGUAAUCUCUGAAUGUCUUGAGAGAGAAAGCAGGACUCCCCCCCCCUCCAAAAAACAUCAACAAAUCCUUAUGGUGAAGCUGGAAAUAUUUGGGAAGAUGGGGGUCCUUGUUUUCUUUCUGAUCUGGAGUUUAAUCUUAAACUUGACCUAUGGACACAGUUUGUUCACCUGUGAGCCUAUUAUUAUUCCAAGAUGUUCUGGAAUGACUUACAAUAUGACGUUUUUUCCUAAUAUGAUGGGACAUUAUGAUCAGGACACUGCAGCUUCCCACUUGAAGCUCUUUCUUCCCCUUCUGAAUCUUCAGUGCUCCCCAGAUGUCCAUGCAUUUCUGUGCAAAGCCUUUGUGCCUGCUUGCUUUGAACAAACACGUGUUGUAUACCCUUGCCGGAGCCUUUGUGCAAGAGUGUAUGAGGACUGUAAAAAGAUGAUAGACAUGUUUGAAAUUGGAUGGCCUAAGGAACUUGAAUGCAGCAGACUGGAGGACUGUGAUGAAACUGCUGCUGCCACUGCUUCUUUUACUACAAGAGCCCAGGACACAUGGAAGAUCCCAGGGCAGCCCAAAAGGGACUAUGGAUUUUGGUGUCCACGUCAUUUGCAGACAUCCAGUGGACAAGGCUAUAGGUUUUUAGGCAUUGAGCAGUGCGCACCCCCUUGCCCCAACAUGUACUUCAAUAAUCAUGAGCUAGAAGUUGCCAAAAGCUUUAUUGGCAUUGUUUCAAUUUUUUGCCUUUGUGCCACUCUGUUUACGUUCCUAACAUUUUUGAUAGAUGUUAAAAGGUUCAGGUAUCCAGAGAGGCCAAUUAUAUACUACUCUGUUUGUUAUAGUAUAGUGUCUCUCGUUUACUUCCUCGGGUUUGUCCUGGGAAACAAAACAGCCUGUAAUAAGAGCGAUGAAAAGCUGCAGCUUGGCGAAACAGUCGUUCUUGGGUCUCAGAACAAAGGUUGCACCCUUGUCUUCAUGGCUUUGUACUUUUUCACAAUGGCCGGAACUGUCUGGUGGGUGAUCCUCACAGUCACUUGGUUCCUUGCUGCUGGAAGAAAAUGGAGCUGUGAAGCUAUUGAACAAAAAGCCAUGUGGUUCCAUGCAGCUGCCUGGGGCAUGCCGGGGUUUCUCACAGUGAUGCUCCUUGCCAUGAACAAAGUGGAAGGUGACAACAUUAGUGGCGUCUGCUUUAUUGGCCUCUACGACUUAGCUACAUCUCGAUAUUUUGUUCUCCUGCCUUUGUGCAUUUGUGUCUUCGUUGGUUUAUCCCUCCUUUUAGCCGGUAUAAUUUCUCUAAAUCAUGUGCGCCAAGUCAUACAGAAUGAUGGCAGGAAUCAAGAGAAGUUGAAAAAGUUCAUGAUUCGAAUUGGCGUCUUCAGCGGCUUAUACCUCGUACCUCUAGCGAUACUCUUGGGCUGCUACAUCUAUGAGCAGGUGUAUAGGAAGAUAUGGGAAACCACUUGGGUUUAUGACCACUGUGAUCAAUUCCAUAUACCCUGUCCUUAUGAGGUCAAAACAUUAGCUAGACCGGAAAUAACUUUGUUUCUAAUGAAGUACCUGAUGACUUUAAUUGUUGGCAUCUCUCCAGUCUUCUGGAUAGGAAGUAAAAAGACCUGUUCAGAAUGGGCAAGUUUCUUCAACAGAAAUCGCAAAAGAGAUCCAAUCAGUGAAAGUCGGAGAGUGUUGCAAGAAUCAUGUGAAUUUUUCCUAAAGCACAACUCUAAAGCAAAGCACAAGAAGAAACACUACAAAUCCAGUUCUCACAAACUGAAAGUGAUUUCGAAAUCAAUGGGGACUAGCACGGGUGCUACAAGCAAUCAUGGGACUUCCGGAGUGGCCAUUGCUAACCAUGAUUACUUAAGCCAUGAAGCUUUAACUGAGAUCAAAAGUUGUCUGGAAGCAUCUGAGAGAGAGAUGGAAGCAGAUGUUGUACGUAAUCAGAGAGUGGAGGAAGAAGAGUUUCCUCAUAAUGAACAAAGCAUGUUACAGAUGCGAUCCAGCCCUGCAGUGCCUGUGCAAGAACAAGAGACCAAAGCAGACAACAAGCAAGAUAUUGCUAGCCUACCUGAAAGCAUGAAGAGAGCAGCUGAAGAACGGACAACUCCUAAAAAUGACAUUACUGAAACUCUUCCACUCCAACUUGGUCAUUCACAUCGCAGUGUUUCCCAACUUGGCAGUACCAAGGGGUCAGGAUUGCUGUUUGCCCACUCAUCUUCAGAUUCAAGGAAAGCUCAAGAGUCUGGUCAUAGCUCAAAUGGUUGAGAAGAUGAACCGAUAUCAAUUUGUCUACGCUGGCUUGGAAUUCUCACCCUUGAAGUCUAGGUCUUCUGGGGAGCUACCAGGUCAGGAAAAAAUAUGUUUCACGAAUAAUUUGAGGUCAAGAAAUGACUCCAUUCUGGGUUAAUGCUGGACAUGAGACGUGCAUUGUGUCUUGUAAAUAAGCACACAAAUACCCAUUGCAACCAGGAAAAAAUAAAAUAAUAUUGCAGAGAGACACUGAGCACUUAUUCCUUCUAUGGAAUCUGUUACCAAAAAUAAAAGAAGAAAAGGGCAAAUGUGUAAUUUGCUUUAUGUCAAACUGGAGAAAUAAUAAAUGGAAAUAUGUUAUAUUCUGAAGAAUAUAAUUGCCUUAAGAUCUUUUUAGUAGUGCUAUUUAUACUUUAAAACGGAGUAUGAACUGCUGACCUUUGUGUAUGUAAUAGGACAACUCCUAAAAAUGACAUUACUGAAACUCUUCCACUCCAACUUGGUCAUUCACAUCGCAGUCUCCAUAAGCCUCAACUCCAGUUGCCCAUGAUUAAAGACGGUGCAACUUAUACCAAAAGAACAUCUGUUUAUCCCCCUGUUCUU
This is a messenger RNA of Thamnophis sirtalis, 3666 nucleotides long. It is a transcript of the gene FZD6, whose product is annotated as frizzled class receptor 6. Gene Ontology annotation, biological process: canonical Wnt signaling pathway; non-canonical Wnt signaling pathway. Lineage: Eukaryota; Metazoa; Chordata; Lepidosauria; Squamata; Natricidae. Gene Ontology annotation, cellular component: plasma membrane. The record is from RefSeq and is a predicted model, not a curated record. Gene Ontology annotation, molecular function: Wnt receptor activity; Wnt-protein binding.